AUGAGUGUAUAACCUAGAUUAAGUCCAAAGAAUUACAAAAAAUAUAGCAUCUUUAAUGAUUCAAUCAAUAUAAGAACAUCUCGUAACACAAGCUUUGAUUAUGAAUUUUAAAAGAGAAGGAAUUCCAACUUAAAGUUCAAAAAUUCUGGUAGUGUUUUAAGAGGUUCUAAAGCUAAUGAUUUUAUGGGAAAUCUCAUAGCACAUUUUUAAUAUGUAUAAAUAUUCUCUAUAAUAAAUUAUAGGGUUAAAAUGCAUUUAGAGAAAAGAAUUUAAUUGAAGCUAUUAAAUACUAUAAUGAAUGUAUAUUAAUAGAUUCUUUACAUGUACCUAGUAGAUAUAUGUUGGGAGUAUGUUAUUUCUCUUAAAAUUAAUAUGAAAAAUGUAUUAAAGAACUUAAAUUUGUUAAAGAACAAUAACCAAAUUACAAUAAAAAUGUAUAUAUAAUACUUGCACUUGGUUAUAAAAAGUUAAUGUAAUUAGAUUGGUCUAUCAGAACAGUAAUAAAUUUAUUAUCAUAAUAGUUAGAUGAAUGUUUAUAGUUUUAUCCACAAUGUUAUGAUGCAUUGAUAUUCAAAGGCAAAUUAGAACUUAAAUUAAGGAGAUUCUAAGAUUGUGAAUCAACAUUAAAAUAAGCUAUUAGAAUAAAUUCAAAAAGAUCAACAGGAUAUCAUUAUUUUGGAGAUUGUUAAAGAUUGUAAAAUAAUUUGGAUUUAGCAAUUAAGAAUUAUUAAAUAGCAUUACAAUUUGAUACAAGUGAUAAAUCUAAAUUAAACAUUUUAAAAAUAUCUAUAUGUCUUUAUGAAAUGGCAAAUUAUCAGUAAGCUUUAUAGAUGAUUGAUUAGGUAUUAUAUUUUGUUAAUUAGUAUUUAAGCUUAGAUGAAUAAUCAUCUGAAGCAAACAAAUUGAAGGGAUAAAUAUUAUAUAAACUUGGAGAAAAGUCAGAAAGUUAAUUAUAUUAUGAAUAAGCCAUUUAAAACAAUAAUUCUAGAAAUGCUGUCUCUAAAGCUAUGAUAGAAAUUAGUAAAUUUAAAAUAGAAUCUAAAGAUUAUUAUUCUUUAUAUCAUACACUUUUAAGAACUGAAUAUUUAGAUGUUGAUAAAUAAUAAUUAUAACCUUAUAUCUAAUUUUCUGAAGCUGUUGUUUGUUUAAUGAAAAAGAAUUAUACAUAAGCAGAUGAAGCAUUUAAAAUAUUAGAAUAAUUAGAAAUUCCAAUUCUUAUAUAAGAUAUCUAUCAUUCAUAUUUAGGAUAUUUAAAUAUGAUGCUUAAUAAUUUUGAAGAGGCAUUAAAAGAUUUUAAAAAGAAUAAAUCUUUACCAUAUAAUUAAAUAAUAUGUGAAGGAAUUAUUAAUUUUAAUUCAUUUUAAAUUGCUUAUUCUAAAUUUGAUUAAGCAUUAAAUUACAAUUAGAUUGAUCCAAAUAUGUAUAAAGCAAUAUUAUUAAUAAAGGAAGGAUUAAAGGAAGAGAAUUCUGAUUAUGUUAAUAAUUCAUUGUAAUGUUUAAUUAGAGCAUAAUAACAUAAUUAGAAUAAUUCUUAAUUGAUGUAUUUAAAAUCAUUAGCAUAUAUGUUAAUGGACAAUAUUGAAGAUGCAUACAAAGAAAUAUUAACAACUAUUGAAAAGGCAGAUGAAAAUUUAGCUGAUCAUUAUUAUUUGAAGGGAUUAAUCUUGGCAUUAAAUGGAGAUAUCUUAAAUGCAGUCUAAGAUUUUUCAGUCUGUUUAGGAAUUGAUGAUUAAUAUUAAAAAGCCUAUUUAUAAAGAUCAAAAUGCUAUUCAUAUUUGGGAGAAAUGUAAUCAGCUUUUGAUGAUAUGAACAGUUAUAUUUAAUAUGUAGAUGACUUUUUGAGUGCAGGCAAUCUGUUAUAUAAUAGUAAAAUGUAUGAAGAAGCAUAUAAAACAUAUAAAUAAGAACAAAAUUCAACAUUUGAACAUAAAUAAUAGAUGGCAAUUUGUUUAUUUUAAUUAGAGUAAUUUGAUGGAGAGGAAAUUCAAGAAUUUAUAAAAGAUAAAUAAUUUGAUCAAAAUAUGAUUCAUGCUUAUUAACAAAUACUAAAAUAUGAAUAUGAUUUAGCUAUCUUAACCUUAUAAAAAAAGGUUGAUCCUUAAACAUCCUUUUUCUUUAAUAAAUAAUAUCUACAUUAAUAUAAAGGCAUUUGUUAUUUAUAUUUACAGAAAUAUUAAGAAGCAAUUUAAGAAUUUGAAAGAUGUAUUUAAUAGACUAAAUCAGAGACUCUUAUUUAUAUAACAAAUUAUAAUAUUAUGUUUUGUUGGAUGAUGUUAAAGAAAUUUAAAUAUUCUCAUACUCAAUUAGAAUAAUUAAUUAAAAUUUCAGAAUAGAAGCAUGUCUUACUAACUAUUAGAAAUCUUUUAAUUGAUUAAACAGAAUUUAUAUUGUCAGAUAAUCCAUAAGGAAUAGAAAUUAUGUUAUCAGAUACAAUUAAAUUAUAACCAUUUGUGUCAACAUAGUAUACAAUUUAUCCAUAUUUCUCAUUACCUAUUCCUUAAUUAAAAGAUAUGACUCCCUAAUUUGAUUUCAAAAUAAUCUAAUCCUUAAAUGUAAUCUAUUGUAAUAAUAAAUUAAGGCAUAAUCAAUUGAAUGUAGACCUGAAGCUCCAUGGAUUAGAAGAAAUUAAAGUGGUGUGUUAUUUACUGAUAAUUUGUAGUAAUGUGAAUUAAGUUAAACAGAAAACAGUUCUCCAGAAAACUGA
This is a messenger RNA of Paramecium primaurelia, 2704 nucleotides long. The record is from the annotation of a GenBank genome assembly. NCBI's taxonomy places the organism in Eukaryota, Ciliophora, Oligohymenophorea, Peniculida, Parameciidae.